AUGUCCUCAAAUAUGGUGCUUCAGAAAAUGCUGCUGAUGCUGACUUCCUUUUUAGUCAUUACCUGGAUUAUUUUUGUCAAUUCCCAAAACUCCACAAAGCUUUGGACUGCUCUAGACAGAUCCAUCUCCUUCCGUCCUUGGAACACCUUCAUGAAGUCCUCAUGCCCUCAGACUCCAAUGAAUCUCCUGAUCAAGUCACCAACAGAGACAGAGCUGAGACUCAGGGAGAUCCUGGAAAAGCUGGACCAGCAGAUCCCACCCAGACCCUUCACCCACCUCAAAAGCACCACCAGUGCCAAGCACAGCACGGCCACCGUCCUCAACCCUCAACACACAUACUGCAGGGGGGACCAGCUGGACGUCCUCCUGGAGGCCAGGGACUACCUGGGACGCAGGAAGGAGUACGGUGGGGACUUCCUGAGGGCCAGGAUGUUCACCCCAGCCCUGAAGGCAGGUGCUACUGGAAAGGUGACAGACUUCAACAACGGCACCUACCUGGUCAGCUUCACUCUGUUCUGGGAGGGUCCAGUCUCCCUGUCCAUCCUGCUCAUCCACCCCAGUGAAGGGGUGUCAGCUCUCUGGAGGGCGAGGAACCAAGGCUACGACAGAAUCAUCUUCACUGGCCAGUUUUCUAAAGGCACCUCGCAUGUCCUCACUGAAUGUGGCCUGACCUUAAACACAAGCACUGAGCUGUGUCAAUACCUGGAUGCUCGGGACCAAGAAGCUUUCUACUGCGUGAGGCCUCCGCAUGUUUCCUGUGAGGCACUGACGCACAUGCGCACAAAGAAUAGAGGUAUUUCCUACCUUAGCGAGGAAGAAUGGAGCCUUUUCCACAGGUCCAACACAGCAGUUGAAAUUGUGAAGAAGUUGACCUCCAUCAAGGUCUCGUCAUGUAACAGUGAGUCCCAUAACGUGAAAAAGAAAUGUCAUAUUGGAAUGAAGACGCCUUUCCCCAGUGGUUACACUAUGAAAGAAAAGUGGAUUACUGCAUUUUGUAAACAGAAUGAAUUCAGUGCAACAGAAACUAUAACUGCCUGCUUGACAAGAAAACUUAUUUACCUCAUGGGAGAUUCAACACUGCACCAGUGGAUUUACUAUUUACAAAAAACUGUGAAAACCUUAACAGUUUUUGAUUAUCAUGGAAGUGGCCCCUUUAAAACACACGUCCUUCUGGAUGCGAAAAGACAUAUUUUUAUCCAGUGGAAAAAGCAUGGGCAUCCAUUUGUUACUGAAAAGCUCUUUUCACUGAAAGAUGACAACUACAUCCCACGGCAAAUUGACCAGGUGGCAGGAGACCGUGACACGGCAAUUAUCAUUACCCUUGGCCAACACUUCAGACCCUUUCCCAUCAACAUCUUCAUCCGCAGGGUCAUCAAUGUUAAAAAGGCCAUAGAACGACUAUUCCUUCGAAGCCCAGACACCAAGGUGAUACUUAAAACUGAAAACACCAGGGAAUUAAAUCAAAACGCAGAGCUGUUCAGUGACUUCCAUGGCUAUAUUCAGAAUCUUAUCAUGAGGGACAUUUUUGCGGAUCUCAACGUGGGUGUUAUUGAUGCCUGGGACAUGACGGUUGCAUAUUAUUCUAACAAUGUCCAUCCUCCUGACAGUGUUAUUAAAAGUCAGAUUGGCAUGUUCUUAAACUACAUUUGCUAG
This is a messenger RNA of Nannospalax galili (Upper Galilee mountains blind mole rat), 1653 nucleotides long. Its product is annotated as NXPE family member 2. The coding region runs from base 1 to 1653 and encodes 550 amino acids. Lineage: Eukaryota; Metazoa; Chordata; Mammalia; Rodentia; Spalacidae. The record is from RefSeq and is a predicted model, not a curated record. The transcript is spliced from 6 exons.